Messenger RNA from Triplophysa rosa, 1930 nucleotides. RefSeq names its product calcium activated nucleotidase 1a (gene cant1a). The record is from RefSeq and is a predicted model, not a curated record. Gene Ontology annotation, molecular function: calcium ion binding; UDP phosphatase activity; GDP phosphatase activity. Lineage: Eukaryota; Metazoa; Chordata; Actinopteri; Cypriniformes; Nemacheilidae. Bases 374 to 1645 code for a protein of 423 amino acids. The transcript has 3 exons. Gene Ontology annotation, biological process: proteoglycan biosynthetic process.
GAUGUAGAGUUGAACAUUAAUCAGGAUUAUUACAUACUGCUUUGGAAUACUCCAUUUUGUUUGGCCAGUUUUUACAUUCCAAGGUCUGUUAUGGCUGCAAAUGGCCCUCUAUGAAACAUCUGAUUACACAGUAAAUAUUCAUUCAUGACAUAAUAUAAGUAUUUUAUUUAUUUUCUGUAGAAGAAGAAUGAUCAAAAUAUCAAGUCAUUUCAGUGGGAUCUCAAGAUGAGUCUGACACAGAAUGACCCUUCAGUGUGGACGAAUGUAAUCAGUUCAGACCAAAAAUGUUGACCAAAAUCCAACAUCUUAAAAUGCUUUCCUUCAUUUUUAAACCUUUAUGAUUUUUUAAAGAUCCUCGCAGAAAAAGAUCCUCAUGUUAUGUGUGUGUUUUGUGUGUCGUAUGUGUAGGCGUGACUGUCGUCUUUUCCUCAUGCCUGUUUCUUCAGGCUAUGGCCGUCCUAACCAAAAUGAACCCAUGAACUCACUGCGGAUUUCGGUCGGAGGACUCCCGAUGCUGUCCUCUAUGACCAACACCACAGACUCCCGAUUCCGGAUCAAAUGGAAAGCUAUCGUGGUGGUGGCAUCAGCACUAACCCUUGUCCUCCUCAUCUACAUGCACUUCCUGCCCUUUCACCCCCAUCACAGCGGGCGAAGCGGCUUGAGGUUAAGUCGUCCAGAGAUCAGGGGGGAGGAGCGCUACAAUGACACGUACCCUAUCAGCCCAGCGGAACGCACUGCCCGGGGCAUGCGCUACCGAAUUGCCGUCAUCGCUGAUCUGGACACGCAGUCGCGCAUCGAGAAGACGCUGACAUGGUUCAGUUACAUGCUGAAGGGUCAUCUGCUGGUGUCGGAGAGCGGAGAUCGAGUGGAAGUGGAGUGGGAUGAGGAACGGGUGGUUCUGGAAAGUCAUCUGGCAGAGAAGGGUCGGGGCAUGGAGCUUUCAGAAUUAAUCGUCUUCAAUGGGAAACUGUACAGCGUGGACGAUCGGACGGGGGUGGUUUAUAACAUUGAUGGACUGAAGGCCGUGCCCUGGGUCAUACUGCCUGAUGGAGAUGGAUCACUUUCAAAAGGAUUUAAGGCGGAGUGGCUGGCGGUAAAGGAUGAACAUCUGUAUGUCGGAGGUUUGGGGAAGGAGUGGACCACCACCACAGGAGAGGUGUUGAAUAAUAAUCCUGAGUGGGUGAAGGUGGUGGGUUUCCAUGGAGAUGUGCAGCAUCACGAUUGGAUUCUUCAGUACAGCGGUCUGCGUAGAGCUGCAGGCAUGAGUCCUCCAGGUUACCUCAUACACGAAUCAGCCGCAUGGAGCGACACAUUGCAGCGUUGGUUUUUCCUGCCACGCCGCGCCAGCAGCGAACGUUACGACGAGACCGCCGAUGAGCGCCGGGGAACCAAUCUGAUUCUCAGCUGCUCGCCAGAUUUCCAGAACAUCAAUGUGAGACAGGUGGGGCCGUUGAACCCCACCCACGGCUUUUCUUCCUUCAAGUUUGUCCCCAACACAGACGAUCAGAUCAUUGUCGCUCUGAAGUCUGAAGAGGACGCUGGGAAAAUUGCCACGUACAUUGUGGCGUUUACAUUAGAUGGUCGAAUUCUGCUUCCUGAAACUAAGAUCGGGGACGUGAAAUACGAGGGAUUGGAGUUCAUUUAAUGUCCCAUUCUUCAUAUACUGUAAAAGAACUGAGGAAUGAUGGACAUCUCCAGUGUCUCUAUGCUGAAAUAAUUGAAACAGUUUACAGUUUCAGUCUGAAAUGAUGCUGAACUUUGGUCCUGGUUAGUAAGAGUCCUGGUAUGGUUUUUUAUUCUGGUUUUUAUGGUCAUUCUUGAAAAAGACCAGUUUGGUUUUUUAUGCCAGUUCUGUACUUGCCGCAUCAUGAAUGUAAAAUAAUGAAGUGACAUAAUUUAAAUACAGAUUCACCUCAUGUCAUAUCUUGAA